CACAUAUUAAUUGUAACAAAAAAAAAAAAAAACAAGAAUUAUUCUUUAAAUUCAAUUCAUAUCUAAAUCUUGUUAUCUAAACGACCCCUUAAUAUUAACCGAGUGAUUGUAAUCUUAGUCAUUUAAAACAUCCGUUUCUAUUUCGUUCAAAAAUAAAAAAAUUUAUUGAUCUCUUUGUUACUAUCCCAACUUUCAGUGACUAUCUACGUAAUUGACCCACAAAAGGCAAGUCAGCGACUGGCAGUGGCAGCCGAUUCCAUGGACGAUAUGAAACGGAAUCGCCCCGCCUUUAUUCACGCCGUCAACUCACGCCGCUGUCAUUCCAGCCUGCCGUCCCCUUUCAACAUUUUCCUUCUUUCCCUGAAAGAAAAACGGAAAGGUCUCAAUUCCCAACUAAUUAGGCGCAAAUCACAGAAUCGCCGGCCGCCGAUUAAUCAAAAGCAAGCAUGCAAGCAGCUAUCGUCGGCGAUUCACAUUCUCGCUUUCCGUAGCCCAUAGGGUCAGAAAUAAAAAAGCUACGAAACGCUCCUUCCCCACGCGCCAAAAGUAUCCAUCUCCUCCACCGCCGCCGCCGCUGCUGCUUCUAGCUCUCCCGUCGCCGGCACUCGUUUCUAUUGCAUUUUGCUUCAGAUUGACGGGAGCUGCUGAGGGAGGGGGACAGGCAAGAGGAGAAACCUGAGGCGGGGGGGGGGGGGGGGGGGGGGGGGGGGGAGGUUUUUCCAGCUUCCCUCUCCGGCAUGGAGGAGCAGCCUCUGAAACGGGCCUUGUUGGACGCAAGUGCAGGGGCGAUCGCCGGGGGUGUAUCUCGUACGGUUACUUCGCCCCUUGAUGUCAUCAAAAUCAGAUUCCAGGUUCAGCUAGAGCCAACUACAUCGUGGGCUUUGCUCAAUAGAAAUCUGACUGCUCCAUCCAAGUAUACAGGAAUGCUGCAAGCAACCAAGGAUAUAUUCAGAGAAGAAGGUUUCGCGGGUUUUUGGCGUGGUAAUGUUCCAGCUCUGCUCAUGGUUAUGCCGUACACUGCCAUACAAUUUGCUGUGUUGCACAAGAUAAAAUCAUUUGCAGCUGGUUCUUCCAAGACAGCUGAUCACAUUCAUUUGAGUCCAUAUUUGUCCUAUGUAAGUGGCGCUUUGGCGGGAUGUGCAGCUACCUUGGGAUCAUAUCCAUUUGAUCUUGUUCGCACCAUAUUAGCUUCUCAAGGGGAACCCAAGGUGUAUCCAACAAUGAGAUCUGCAUUUGUUGACAUUGUCAAAGCUCGCGGUUUUAAAGGCUUAUACGCAGGAUUAUCCCCAACCCUGGUCGAGAUUGUCCCAUAUGCAGGGCUCCAAUUUGGUACAUAUGAUACAUUCAAGCGCUGGGCCAUGGCGUGGAAUCAUUCUAGAUCCAGGACCAUGACUACUACAGAUGAUGAUAACCUUUCGAGCUUCCAACUUUUUAUUUGUGGCAUAGCUGCUGGGACGUGCGCUAAACUUGUUUGCCAUCCUCUUGAUGUCGUCAAGAAAAGAUUCCAGAUCGAAGGACUUCAGAGGCACCCGAAAUAUGGUGCUAGAGUCGAACACCAUUCGUACAAAAACAUGUUUGAUGCCCUGCGCCAGAUCGUGCUGGCGGAAGGCUGGGCUGGUCUAUACAAGGGGAUCGUCCCCUCGACUGUCAAGGCUGCUCCUGCCGGUGCUGUAACGUUUGUGGCUUAUGAAAUGACUUCGGACUGGCUAGAAUCUAUUUGGACUUGAAUCUGGAAAAACAGGAUUGAUUUUUUUUUUGGUUAUAGUGUUUCUUGACGCAGAAUAUAGGCCGUCUACCAUUCAUUUUUGUUUACCUAUUAACGCACGAAAAGCUCAGCCUCUCCCCAAGACGGGGGCUUUCACCACAUAGUAUUCUUCCUUUUUGCCUAGUCAGUAUUAUAUAGGGAUACCCGAUUUGAGAUUGUAUUCUUUAGAUUAAAAGAAAAGCCAUAAGUUGAG
Linum trigynum is the source of this 1958-nucleotide messenger RNA. NCBI's taxonomy places the organism in Eukaryota, Viridiplantae, Streptophyta, Magnoliopsida, Malpighiales, Linaceae. The record is from the annotation of a GenBank genome assembly.